This is a messenger RNA of Monascus purpureus, 1728 nucleotides long. Lineage: Eukaryota; Fungi; Ascomycota; Eurotiomycetes; Eurotiales; Aspergillaceae. The record is from the annotation of a GenBank genome assembly.
AUGUCUGAUAGCUCAAUACGACAUGGGAAACGAUGUUUUACUUCUUCUAGAAAAGUGAACUCUGCGCUGGAUGCAGAGUCCACCAUUUAUGCUCUUUCCACUGCUCCAGGGCGAGCUGCAAUUGCUGUAGUGCGGGUAUCCGGCCCUGCCUGUGUGCAGAUAUACCGCAGCCUUUGUCCCAAAGCACCUCUUCCGAAACCGCGCGUUGCGGCUCUCCGUACUCUGUACAACCCAACACAGCACCCGUCCGGUAACAGUGUGAUCGAUUCCGGCGCCCUUGUCUUGUACUUUCCUGCACCCAAAACGGUUACAGGAGAGGAUGUGCUCGAGCUACACCUCCAUGGUGGUCCGGCCAUUGUUAGAGCGGUUCUCACGGCUAUCUCUUCCAUUAACCGACCAGACUCCCUGGUUCGGUAUGCGGAGCCUGGCGAAUUUACGCGUCGCGCUUUCAUGAACGAUAGGCUAGACCUACCGCAGAUUGAGGCGCUGGGGGAUACUCUCUCUGCUGAUACAGAACAACAGCGACGCUUAGCUGUUCGGGGAGCUAGCGAUGCUCUUUCAAAGCGCUAUGAGUUCUGGCGCCAGCUGUUGCUUUAUGCGCGCGGGGAGCUGGAGGCAAUGAUUGACUUUUCAGAAGACCAGCAUUUUGAUGAGUCUAGUGAUGAGCUCGUUACGUCGGUUGCAGAACAGGUCCAUGCUCUGCACCGGCAAAUCAAGUUGCAUAUCCAGAAUGCGUCCAAGGGCGAGCUGUUGCGAAAUGGAAUUAAGGUCGCUUUACUGGGCGCUCCAAAUGCGGGUAAAAGCUCUCUGCUCAAUUUGAUUGUUGGCAAGGAAGCGGCCAUUGUUAGCACGGAAGAAGGUACUACCCGUGAUAUUGUGGAUGUCGGUAUCGAUCUUGGUGGAUGGUAUUGCAAGCUUGGCGAUAUGGCUGGUGUCAGAUCAGAACCUGGUGGCUCCGUCACUGGCGAAUCGGUCGUUAUUAGCCCUAUCGAAAAGGAGGGCAUCCGACGCGCCAAGGCAAGAGCCCUGGAAUCAGACGUGGUCCUUGUGGUCCUUUCUAUUGAAAGGGACGCAGAAAAUGUACCGUACAGACUGUCCGUUGAGAAAGAAGUUCUCGAUGCUGCCAAUGACUGUACUCAGGCGGGAAAAUGCCUUCUUAUAGUGGUUAAUAAGUGUGACAGGUUGCCCCUAGCAGACCGACUUCCAUCCGGGCAACCCCCAAGUGAGAUAACGGAGGCCAUCCGCCCGUUAUUUGAAACUGUUCCAGAAGAUCGUUUCUUCGCCAUCUCCUGCCAUGAAGCGCAAGAAGGAUUGUCCCCGGGACAGAAUGAAGUCGUAGACCCCGGCAACAUCCAGGGAUUCCUCAGAGGGCUCAUUUCAACUUUUGAACAGAUAGCUUCGCCUCUGGGCAUCGAAGGCGAUGAAGGCAGCCAAUACGACCUUAGCUAUUGGGAGGAUUCUCUUGGAGUCACUCACCGGCAGAGUUCCAAUCUUCAAAGAUGUCUUCAGCAUCUGGAGGAUUUCUUAACGCAGACCGCUAAGAUCCACGGUUCUCACACUUCCGACGAUGGCUAUCAGGGCAUUGAAACAGAAGUGGAUAUUGUAACUGCUGCAGAGCAUUUGCGUUUUGCAGCGGACACCCUGGCUAAGAUCACUGGCAAGGGCGAGAGUGGUGAUGUGGAGGAUAUCUUGGGUGUUGUUUUCGAGAAAUUCUGCGUUGGCAAAUGA